CCUAAUUGACCGCUCGCUCUCUCUCUCUCUCAUCCCUUUCGCUCUCUAUAUUCACGCAUCGAAGGGGCUAUUCCUGUUGCGUAAUACCUUUUGCAUUUCUAGGGUCUCAGACAUCAGUCUUCGCAAUUAUGGGAGGCGGAGGAGUGAUGAGAGCGGCAGCCAAGGUUGCCGGAGUAGGAGUAGCGAAAUGCGGCUUGCGAAGCGCUUCGGCGGAGAAUCCGGUCUCUGCCGCCGCUCGCAAGGCCACUCGUCCCGUCUCGGCGAUUGUUCCUUCAUCGGAAGAGGUGAAUCCGAGCGUGUUGGUGGUUUCGCACAGCGGGAAGAUUGAUGACGUGAUUCAGAGGCCGUGUUGCGAACUCAACGAUUGGGAAUUAACCGGCGGUCAUGAGGAACGUAUCAUUGAGGCCGAUGAUCCGAUGCCGAGGCUUGUUUUUGGUGACGCUCCGACUCUUCAGGAAGCCAAGGAGGCAACUUCUGAACUCAAAUACGCUAUUGAGAAGGUAUAUCUGUUCCCACCCAAUUUUGCUGGUCAGGACUCUUGCUUCCUACCGCCUUCAAAUUCAGAAGCAUUGGAGACCAAAGUAUGUGUUAACAGUGAAACUACCUUGGUGCCAAAACAUGCUUUGAAGGCAUUUAAGUUUCUCAGCGAAAGCACUGCUGCUCAGACUGUUGUUGCUUCAAUUGCUUCUGACCAAAAUGUAUGGAAUGCUGUGCUGCAAAAUAAGGCGCUACUGGAAUUCAUCCAGUCACAUAAAACUGAUAUUGAUCCUGGUGUAAAGGGAUCUGUUGCUGAAGCGGAUUUUCAAAAUGAGCAGUCUCCCAAGAGCUUUGAUGAUCCUGGUGUAAAGGAAUCUGUUGCUGAAGAGAAUUUUCAAAAUGAGCAGUCUCCCCAGAGCUUUGAUGAGUCCUCUGAUUUGAAGGAGUCUGCCUCUGGAAAUGGGUUUAUGGAUUACCUGCAGAGCAUUAGGCUCACAGUGGUGGAUAUGAUGAGCAACUUAUCUGAUUAUUUUCAGAGUUUCUUUGGUGGUUCAGCUGGGGAAAAACCAUCUCCAAAUGAUGAUGGAAGUGCCAGAACAACUUGCGUGGAUGCAGCUAUAGGAGCGUCCGUCAUGGGAUUAGUAGUCAUGGUGAUUAUGGUUGUCGUGCUGAAGCGAGUGUAGAACUCAUUUCUUGUCAACCUACACAAGAAUUUGUCGAAGCUACAGAUGUAUGUAAUCGAAGUUUGGUUGCACUGGUUUAUUACUCUUGUUUCUGAAUAAACAUCUUUCGUAUGGCUUAUCAGUUGGUCUAAUGAACUGUUAGCAAGUAAAUGACUCAUGAGAAGUUUCUUUGUACAGUUCGCCUUUCUUUCUGCUGAUGCUAAUGGAACUUACAAUGAACCAUAUCAUGAGACAUUUUUGCUUCUGCCUGACUCGAUCCCGCAAGGAUUUAGGACCCUUUAUGGGUCACUUCCCUCAUUGUAGUGGGAUGUACUGCCCCUCGGAGAUACAGCAUGUUGAUUAUGGUUGUUUAUGUUUCCAAACUACUUCCGAUGGAUCAAAUAUCAAAUGCAUAUAGGCGAAUCCUGUCUCUAAUGGUCUGACA
Messenger RNA from Ilex paraguariensis (yerba mate), 1584 nucleotides. Lineage: Eukaryota; Viridiplantae; Streptophyta; Magnoliopsida; Aquifoliales; Aquifoliaceae. The record is from the annotation of a GenBank genome assembly.